CAAAAGCCCGUGUGAGACCGACACAUCUCCCGCUUGUCUCUCUCCUCUCCUCUCCUCUCCUCUUACGCCGUGUGUUGCUAUCUUCUCUCUUUAUUACACGCAGAUCUAGGCAUUCCUCAAAUUUCAGACAUCACUCGUUUCCUUUCACUCUCUAUCUCGGCUUUUAUUUUUUUUAUGGACCGGAACAGAACAGAAAGCCCCGUUUACGCGCGCCAAUGGAGCAACGAAUCCAGCGCCGCCGGCUCUGGCCCCUCUUCUCCGGUGACAAUGUCUCCUGGACGUCACCACCACUCGCGCUCCUCUUCCGCUAGUGGACUUUCCACCAUCAAGAGAAACCAGAAUUUCGCUGCCAAAGCAGCUGCUCAGCGCUUGGCUCAGGUCAUGGCCUCUCAAACCACAGACGAUGACGAGGAAGAUGAUGACGAUCUAGGGUUUAGAUAUAGUGCACCUCCUCCUCUUUCAUUUUCCAGGAAUGUUAACUCUACUGCUGCUACUACUACUACUACUACUACUAAACCUGCGCUUCCGUCUAGCAGGAUCACUAGAUCUCCUUCCCCUGCCUUGGCUCGGAACGUGGCGGAGGAAACUCCAUCGGCUCGUUCAACAUCGGCCGGAAGGUCCUCAAUGUCCCUUCGAACAGCACCGCCAGUGCCACCCAGUAAAGGAUCGGUGAGGACUGCAGUUUCUCUACCACCAAUGGAGCCGUCCAGAAAUGGACAGAGAGACGGUAAAAGAUUCUUAUCGGAUAUGGGACACUCUAACUCUAAAGAUACAGGAGGUCAGCGCGAGGCGUCUGCUCUUCGCGAUGAACUUGAUAUGCUCCAAGAAGAGAAUGAGAAUAUCCUUGAGAAGCUCAGGCUUGAGGAAGAGAGGUGCAAGGAAGCAGAGGCCAGAGUUAGAGAGCUUGAGAAGCAGGUUGCUUCUCUUGGCGAAGGAGUAUCUUUGGAAGCGAAAUUGUUGAGCAGAAAGGAAGCCGCAUUGCGACAAAGAGAGGCUGCACUCAAGGAUGCAAAACAAAACAAUAUGGUGGAUAAGGAAGUUGCCUCUAUUAGAUCUGAAGUGGAGAAUGCAAAAGAGGAGGCUACUGCCGCUGUCCAACAGCUUCAUGGAGCUGAAUCUGAAGUGAGAGCCCUUCGCUCAAUGACACAAAGGAUGAUUUUGACUCAGAAAGAAAUGGAAGAAGUUGUUCUUAAGAGGUGUUGGCUUGCUCGCUACUGGGGCUUAGCUGCAAAAUAUGGUAUCUGUGCAGAUGUUGCUGUGUCAAAGCAUGAAUACUGGUCAUCCUUAGCACCUCUUCCAUUUGAGAUUGUUGUUUCUGCUGGACAAAAGGCAAAAGAGGAAUGUUGGGAAAAAGGUGAUAAUGACAAUGAAAAGAGAAGUAAACUUGCUGAUGACCUGAGCGAUCUAACUGGAGAAGGAAACAUUGAGAGUAUGCUUUCAGUUGAAAUGGGCUUGAAAGAGCUUGCUUCUUUGAAGGUCGAGGAUGCAAUUGUGCUUGCAUUGGCUCAACAAAGGCGUGCAAGUUCUGCUCGGCUAUCCAUCUCAGACAUCAAAUCACCAGGUGAUCCAAAAUAUAUGGAGGCAGUUGAAUUGUGUCCUGAGGAGUCUGAAGAUGUUCUUUUCAAGGAGGCGUGGCUUGCAUAUUUUUGGAGGAGAGCCAAAGACAACGGUAUAGAGGACGACAUUGCAAAAGAACGGCUUCAAUUUUGGAUCAACCGCCGGGGACACUCACCAAGUUCACAUGAUGCUGUUGAUGUUGAGCAAGGCCUGAUGGAGCUCAGGAAGCUAGGGAUAGAGCAUCGACUGUGGGAAGCUUCUCGCAAUGAAAUUGAUCAGGACCCUUCCACUAAAGUAACAAGGAAAUAAGCUUCACAAUUCAAGAGCUCUGCUUGAUGGGAAACGUCCGUGUGUGUUUUUAUUUUUUAUUUUUUUAUUUUGGUGUGUGUAUUUACUUGUGUUUGUUGGAACACAUCUUAAUCAUUGAAGUGAUACAUGAGUCAUGACCACCGGUUCUUUAUUUUCCACAAAACUACUAACCAUUGACACGUUAGAAAAGUAGGUUCCUCUCAGUCGCAGACAAAAGAGGCGUUGAGAUCCAAGGGGGACGGACAAAUCUCUUGUAGAGAAAUCAAUGAUGGAAGAUGUCUAGACUGCUAUUUCAUUCUUCUGUUUUUCUA
This is a messenger RNA of Manihot esculenta (cassava), 2177 nucleotides long. RefSeq names its product coiled-coil domain-containing protein SCD2. NCBI's taxonomy places the organism in Eukaryota, Viridiplantae, Streptophyta, Magnoliopsida, Malpighiales, Euphorbiaceae. The record is from RefSeq and is a predicted model, not a curated record. The transcript is spliced from 17 exons. Gene Ontology annotation, biological process: cytokinesis by cell plate formation. The coding region runs from base 175 to 1866 and encodes 563 amino acids.